AUGACCUAUUUGCCAUUCGAGAAUGGCCAUCUCAACCAUUUUACAAAUGGCAAUGGGAAUCAUAGUAAUCAUAAACAAGUAGACGAUUUAAAUGAUCGACCCAAAGUGCUAAUUUGGGGUCUACGGAAGAGUGGAAAAACAUCCAUUUUGAAAGUGAUAUUUGAGAAAAUGCCUCCCGGUAAAACAUUUCAACUUCCCGAAACACAAGUAGUUCAGAUACACGAUUUGUCAUGUGGCCAUCAUGUACGUUUUCAAGUGCGUGAUCCACCUGGAGCGAAUCAUACCACCUUAUAUCCUAUAGAAUUUGAUAAAUAUUCUAGUGAAUGUAAUGCACUCAUUUUUGUUAUUGAUGCACAUGAUGAAUAUAUAGAAGUACUUGAGCUUUUAAUAAACACCAUGCGUCAUAUGUAUGAUCGAAACAGACAAAUACGUUUUGAAGUUUUUCUACACAAGGUUGAUGGCUUGCAAGAAAAUGUAAAAAUGGAUAUUCGUCGUGAUUUACAACAACGUUUGACUGAUAUAUUAAUUGAAUAUUCAAUGGAAAACGCCUUGAUUAAUUUUUAUUUAACAAGUAUUUAUGAUCAUUCAAUUCAUGAAGCAUUUAGUAAAGUUAUUCAAAAUCAAAUGAGACAAUUACGGGCGUUAGAAAAUAUGCUCCAGAUGAUUUGUACUAGUACACAAUUAGAUAAAAUAUUUUUAUGCGAUGUAAAUAAUAAAAUAGUUUUGGCCACAGAUAACAAACCUGUUGAACCACAAAUCUAUGAAUUGUGUUGUGAUUUAAUCGAUGUUUACGUGGAUAUAGCCAAUAUUUAUGGAUCAAAUAAUAAUAACCCGGUGUUAGAUUCAAUGUCAUUUUGUACGAUAGAAUUAAGUAUUGGUGUAGUAUUGUAUCUUAAAGAUAUCAACGAAGUGUUAGCAUUAAUAUGUUUAGUGCGAAAAGAAUCAGCCAUUAAAGAAGGUCUAAUCGAACAUAAUCUACAAUGUCUCAAAAAUACUGUAGAAAAAUUAUUUGUUCAUGAUCGACUUGUACAGAUGGAUGAUUUAAAUAUACAUAAUGUUGAAUAA
Molecule: messenger RNA, 1065 nt
Organism: Didymodactylos carnosus
Lineage: Eukaryota; Metazoa; Rotifera; Eurotatoria; Philodinida; Philodinidae
Source: the annotation of a GenBank genome assembly